GAUGUUAAUAGUUCACCCAUUCAGUUCAAGGAAUGGACAGAUCUUUCCCCGAUCUUGCCCUGUGUCACAGUCGAACCGUGGUGAUCAUUCCUUUUCUCUCGACCUUUUCUGGAGAAAUUCCUUGUGCGCCAUUCCUUCUUUUCAGCCCGCAGACAGCGUAACAUAAAUCGCAAACAAUACGACGAUUGGAGGUCAUCUUGGAGAUUUGAGAGGUAGUUUUUGAAGGGGGUUUAAACUUAGUCGUGAUACUUUCUAAGCUUUAUAAGUUAUGCACAGUGUUCUUCUCUGCACACAAAUACUAGUUGCACAAUUUGUAUCUCUAAUGAAUGGCUUUAAUAUAACUCGUAAGAAUGUCUUCAAAGUCAUUUGCAUAAUGCAUAGAAUGAGAGAAAGAGAUUGUUCUUGCUCUGAACUGUAUUUUUCCUACUGCAUCUACAAGUCCCCCACAUAAUUUAUUUUAUCAAGUCAAUACUUAAGUAGUGUUUUAUUUUUCCUUUGCAGAUGAGGGCCAUUGGGAAAGUGUCCUUUCAAUUGAAGGCGCUCAGCAUAUUCCCAAGUAAAUUUAAAUGUCAGAUCCGUGGACAUAGGGUAUCUCGUCCUCAAAACUUUACUGGCUAUGAGAGUAUCAAACAACAAUACAGCCCCCAGAUACCUGAGUACUUCAACUUUGCAAAAGAUGUGCUUGAUGUGUGGGCAGAGAAAGAAAAGGUACAGUAUACCUUGUUUAUCUAACCUUCAACUUCCGUUGCCAGUGCUUGACUUGGAUGCCAGCUCCUGCCCAAGUCAAGCACUGUCCGUUGCAUAAAUUGUCAUGGUGGAAUGAAAAAAUGGUAACACUUGACUUGAACCCUCUGACUGUGACAUAGUUGUUAUAACUCGUAAUGACGUGUUGUUAUGUCAGUGUUAUGACAACAUCAUCAUGAUAGCAUAUUUGACAUAUCAUUCAUAUUGGCAGAGGGAUAUGUUCAGCAUUAAACUUUACGGUUUCAGAUUAACUAAAAUGUAAAUGUGAAAUCACCAUUGUUUAUUUCAGAAAGGAGAGAAAGCAUCUAACCCUGCCUUCUGGUGGGUGAAUGACAGAAAGCAGGAGGUGAGGUGGAGUUUUGAGGAGCUGGGCUUCCAUUCCAGAAGACUGGCCAACGUUCUGUCAGGUGCCUGUGGUCUCAACCAGCAGGACAGGGUGUUUCUGGUACUACCCAGGGUUCCAGAGUGGUGGCUCGUCAAUGUGGCCUGUCUCAGAACAGGUGAGCUAGAAAAGAUCUAAUCAAGAAUUCCAAGACUUCAUAAUAGAUUGAAUAAAGAUUGCAUUGUCUAGACCAGUGAUAUUGAAACUUUUUCAGCGGGGACACCAUUUUUUUUUGCCAGAAUUUCUGGGGACCCCAUUUUUUUCACCAGAAAUUCUGGCGACCCCACCACACCCCAAAUCUUAAAAUUGGUCAGUUUUGAUUUUCACAUCAACAAACUUCAAAUCAUGACAUUUUAAUCUCUCUAAGAGAACCAAUACAUACAUUUACUCAAUACAAUUUUAUUUGUCAAAUUAUCUUUUUCACUAACGUUUGUAUAUUGUUCCCAUAAAAUAAUCUGUACUGUUAAUUUUUGGUUCCCCCCAAAAUAAAAUAAAAACGUUUUAUUUAUUUUUAUUUGGCGACCCCACUGAAAUUCCCCCGCUACCCUGACUUUGAAAACUGUUUAGUGCAAUAAAUAAACUCGUAGUCCUCUCACUGUCAACUACGUUUAUUUUCAGCAAACUUAACAUGUGUAAAUAUUAGUAUGAACAUAACAAGAUUCAACAACUGAGACAUGAACAACUGAACAAGUUCCACAGACAUGUAACUAACAGAAAUGGAAUAAUGUGUCCCUGAACUAAGGGGGGUCAAAAUCAAAAGUAACAGUCAGUAUCUGGUGUGGCCACCAGCUGCAUUAAGUACUGCAGUGCAUCUCCUCCUCAUGGACUGCACCAGAUUUCCCAGUUCUUGCUGUGAGAUGUUACCCCACUCUUCCACCAAGGCACCUGCAAGUUCCCGGAUAUUUCUGGGGGAAAUGGCCCUAGCCCUCACUCUCUGAUCCAACAGGUCCCAGACGUGCUCAAUGGGAUUGAGAUCCGGCCUCUUCGCUGACCAUGGCAGAAUACUGACAUUCCUGUCUUGCAGGAAAUCACGCACUGAACGAGCAGUAUGGCUCGUGGCAUUGUCAUGUUGGAGGUUCAUGUCAGGAUGAGCCUGCAGGAAGGGUAUCACAUGAGGGAGGAGGAUGUCUUCCCUGUAAUGCACAGCUUUGAGAUUGCCUGCGAUGACAGCAAGCUCAGUCCGAUGAUGCUGUGACACACCGCCCCAGACCAUGACGGACCCUCCACCUCCAAAUCGAUCCCGCUCCAGAGUACAGGUCUCGGUGUAACACUCAUUCCUUCGACGAUAUACGCGAAUCCGACCAUCACCCCUGGUCCACUCGUCAGUGAAGAGCACUUUUUGCCAGUCCUGUCUGGUCCAGCGACGGUCGGUUUGUGCCCAUAGGCGACGUUGUUGCCGGUGAUAUCUGGUGAGGACCUGCCUUACAAGAGGUCUACAAUCUUCAGUGCAGCCUCUCUCAGCCAAUUGCGGACAGUCUGAGCACUGAUGGAGGGAUUGUGCGCUCCUGGUGUAACUCGGGCAGUUGUUGUUGCCAUCCUGUACCUGUCCCGCAGGUGUGAUGUUCGGAUUUACCGAUUCUGUGCAGGUGUUGUUACACGUGGUCUGCCACUGUGAGGACGAUCAGCUGUCCGUCCUGUCUCCCUGUAGCGCUGUCUUAGGCGUCUCACAGAACGGACAUUGCAAUUUAUUGCCCUGGCCACAUCUGCAGUCCUCAUGCCUCCUUGCAGCAUGCCUAAGGCACGUUCACUCAGAUGAGCAGGGACCCUGGGCAUCUUUCUUUUGGUGUUUUUCAGAGUCAGUAGAAAGGCCUCUUUAGUGUCCUAAGUUUUCAUAACAGUGACCUUAAUUUUUGCUGAGUUUAUGUUUGGGGCAAUACAAUACAAAUAGUUUUGGAGAACAGCUGCUAAAUUAGUAAACAUUUCUAAUAUAAAUGCGAUACCUAUUUGGUCUCCUGACCUGAACAGGAAGAACGUAGAACCUUAUUUAUUCCAGUCCCUUGUUAUUAGCUAUGGCUAGGGCCCCAAGACUUUCCUUCAGGAAAAACUCCUGUCCUUGGUGAAGUCCCAUGUCUCCCACAGGAACAGUGCUGCUGCCAGGCACCUCUCAGCUGACAGCCAGGGACAUCCUCCACCGGCUGCAGACCUCCGGCGCCCGCUGUGUCAUCACAGACGAGUCCCUGGCCCCCCUGCUCGAUGCCGUGGCCUCUCAGUGUUCCAGCCUGCAGCAUAAAAUACUGGUGUCCCCCACCAAGAGAGAGGGCUGGAAGAACUUUGGAGAUCUGGUGAGGUAAAGAUAAUAACUUAGGUCAGAAAUAAUUCCCUAGACACCUCAUAGAAAGGAUCAUAUAUUUAUAUAUUUCCUAAUUCCAUUCUUUUACUUUUAUAUUUGUGUGUAUUGUUGUGAAUUGUUAGAUACGACUGCACUGUUGGAGCUAGGAACACAAGCGUUUCGCUACACCAGCAAUAACAUCUGCUAAAUAUUUGUAUGUGACCAAUACAAUUUGAUUUGAUUUGAAUGGGCUCAUAAUGGCUCCAGUUCACUGUGUUUGAUAUAUUGGUUUGGUCUAUCUACACCUUGCUUGUUACUUUCAGCACCUCGGUACUGACCAAACUCUCUCCAUAGGAAUGCGUCCAGCGACCAUGAGUGUGUGGAGACUCGCAGUGAUGACCCUAUGACCAUCUUCUUCACCAGUGGGACCACAGGGUCACCUAAGAUGACCCAACACAGCCACAGCAGCUAUGGGAUAGGCCUUACUGUCAACGGAAGGUAGUUCCUCCAACAUUAAUCUCGGUUAACCCAGAUGUUUACGUAGUCUGUCCAUGAGAGAUUACUUCAACAUAAUAAUAACCAUAACCUUAACCACAACCAAAACCACAACACAACCAUAACAUAAUUAGAACCAUAACAUAACCAUAACCACACCACAACCAUAACAUGGGUUAAACUUAGAUUGCACUGACACUAAUUGCUUAGGAUUUUUUGGUCAUUUUAUUAGGAUCCGCAUUAGCUGUUGUGAAAGCAGCAGCUACUCUUCCUGGGGUCCACACAAAACAUGAAACAUGACAUAAUACCCAUUGAACUGAACCCUAAUUGCGGUUUAUCUCUGUCCUACUCCCUCCCUCCCUCCCUCCCUCCCUCCCUCCCACUCUGUCUGUGUGGAGGUACUGGUUGGACCUGACAGAGAGGGAUGUCCUGUGGAACACAUCCGAUACAGGCUGGGCCAAGUCUGCCUGGAGCAGUGUUUUUGCCCCCUGGAUCCAGGGAGCCUGUGUCUUCAUCCACCAUAUGCCCCGCUUUGACAGUCACACUGUACUAGAGGUGUGUGUGUGUGGUGUGUGUGUGGGUGUGUGUGGUUGUGUGUGGUGUGUGGUGUGUGUGUGUGUGUGUGUGUGUGUGUGUGUGUGUGUGUGUGUGUGGUGUGUGUGGUGUGUGUGGUGUGUGUGUGGUGUGUGUGUGUGAUGUGUGUGCGUGUGUGUGUGUGUGGUGUGUGUGUGUGGGUGUGUGUGUGUGUGUGUGUGUUGUGUGUGCGUGUGUGUGUGGUGUGUGUGGGUGUGUGUUGAUUGUGUGGUUUGUGUGGUCGUGUGUGUGUUGUGUGUGUGUGUGUUGUGUUUGUGUGUUGUGGUUGUGUAAUGUUUGUGUGGUGUGUGUGGUGUGUGUGUGUGUGGUUGUUGUGUUUGGUGUGUGUGUGGUUGUGUGGUGUGUGGUGUGUGUUGUGUGUGUGUGUGUGUGUGUGUGUGUUGCAUGUGUGUGUGCAUGUGUGUGUGUGUGGUGUGUGUGUGUGUGGUGUGUGUGUGCGUGUGGUGUGUGUGUGUGUGUGUGGUGUGUGUGCGUGUGUGUGUUCAUACACCAUAUGGUCUGAAAACAACACCUAUUCCCUUACCUCAUUGAUGUCAGCACAUCUGAAGGAAGUGGAUUGCUUCAGAUCUGCAUACACUGCAUUUGACCACUAGAUGGCCCUGCAUGUCCAUUCUCACUCCAUAGAACCCCUCUCUGUGUCUUCUACUGCCUGUGUGUCCAUGGCUAGGUUAAUACUGAAUGUAGUGGGGAAAUGUUGUUAUUUCAUGUCAUUACAGAUACUGAUAUUUCAUGUGUUUUUCUUUGAAGACUCUCUCCAGCUACCCCAUAUCCACAUUCUGCACGGCUCCAACUGCUUAUCGAAUGCUAGUGCAAGAGGACAUGUCCAGGUAUUUGCUUCUACACUGAUUAAAUAAUGUCCCGAUUAAGAUUAAAACCAAAUCAUUAUUAACAUCUGAGACAUCUCUUCUUGUCAGUUAUAAUUUCAGCAACUUGCAGCAUUGUUUGUGUGCUGGUGAGCCCAUCAACCCAGAGGUGAUGGGGAAGUGGAGGGAUGCCACUGGACUGGACAUCUACGAAGGAUAUGGACAAACUGAAACUGUGAGUUACGUUCGAGAUGAUUAAAGGUUGCACAAAGAAUGGUGUCUUAGCUUCUCUGUCAUUUCACUUCCAGGUACUGAUAGCUGGUACUUUUAAGGGCAUGAAGAUCAAAGCCGGGGCUUUUGGGAAGGCUUCACCAGCGUAUGAUGUGCAGGUAUGUGCAGUCUACAGACAACAGUGUUGAAAAUUAUCCAAGUCAUUCAUUCAUGUAAUGUGUGCUAAACCAUCAACAUUAACCAAUGUGUAAUCAAUAAAGUUGCCAGGUUUUGAUACAAACUGCGGACAUUGGCAACAUUUGUGUUUGUAUCUCAGGUGGUAGAUGAAGCCGGUAAUGUCUUGCCCAGAGGAGUGGAGGGGAACCUUGGUAUCAGAGUGAAACCACACAAGCCUUUUUCCCUCUUUACUGAAUACACGGUAUGUAAGACCACUUCACUGCAAGUCAACUAGAUGCCACUUGGUCCCCCUGUCUGUUUUUUUCCAAUAGGAAUUGAUGAAAUAUCCACAUCAUUGAUUGAUUGAUUGAUUGAUUGAUUGAUUGACUGACUGGUCCUUCAAUUUGAUAUUGAUCUGAACCUUCUGAAAUACAUUGACACUUGGUUUGUUUCCUUGCAUCUUAAUAUUGUAAUAUUUUUAUACACCUCCAUGCAGGGUGACCCUGAGCGAACAGCAGAGUGCUACGUUGGGGACUUCUACCUGACUGGGGACAGGGGCGUCAUGGAUGAGGACGACUACUUGUGGUUCGUGGGUCGAGCUGAUGACGUCAUCCUCUCAGCUGGGUAACACUACGGUCGACUUCCUGCCCGACUGGAUGUGCAGGCCUUGCAUUGCAUCAACCAAUGGUUGCGUGCCACAUCAUCGACUGUGCAGUUGGGAAUUAGAUUGCUAUGUCAUUAUGCUGCGUUCGUAACCAAGUGGGAGGAGGGAAUUUACCAGUUGUGAAGUCGUAAAUACCAGUUGGAUGCGUUCACGUGCUUUGAACUCGUUGAGAAACCCUGAUUGGCUAAUGGCCAAAUAGCUGCGUAAAUCAUAAACUAAAAGUUCAGCUAUCAUGCUUGUAAACAAAUGAUAGUGCUCAAAAACUAUAUUAAUAAAUUGUUUUGUUGUUGCAUUUAACUGCCGAAAAUGCUGUUAUCGAGGUAAUUUCCUUAGUAGGUGAGGUCAGAGGUAACCAUGUGGAAGUAGUGGGAGCGCAGGAUCAUAGUCAGUUUCCCACUAGUAAUUACCAGUUGGAGGGCCGUUCAAGUGGAUUUUUCCCAGUUUUAUGUGUAAAUUCCCACUUUCCUCUUGGUUACAAACACAGCAUUAGUUGACAUGUUAAAUACCUAUCCAGGCGUUGUAAGAUCUACCAUGUGUCAGCAAUGUAGUCGGGCAGGAACUCAACCUAUAUCUAUGGGGCACAAAUGUCAAUUGAAAGUUCUUCUCAAUCCAUGAGUAAGCUCAAUCUGAGUCUGGGAAACUGGACAACAAUGUUUAGUUGACUAUCGCCCUAUUGGCACGGGACUAGUAUUACUAGAGAACGUUGGUUAUGUAAUUAUUACUCCAGAAUGUCCGUAAUUCCAGAGGACGAUUCGGACGGGAUUCGUUUUUUCCAAACUGCCGGCUGUAAUGAUUACUUUUAUGACGGAAGCCUGGAGUUUUUAUUCUAGUCGUGAAGAUACAGUAUUUCAACAUGUCCAGGUGAUCGGGCCACACUGAUAACUCCAGCUUGGUUCCCAAGUUUCUAAACCAUACCCAACCAUCUUUGGUAUAGUGUCGCCAUAAUAUUUGAAUUGAGGAAGUGUGAUCAUAAUCAUUAGGAUAUUUUAGCGAUCCGCAGUACGUCCUAAAUGCCCCCCAUCCUUCAGAUGUGAGCUAAUCAGUGCACUUGCACCUGAGAUCCAUUUUAAGGCUAUGGAUGAGAAAGUUAACAUAUAAUUUCCAAACGUUUAGGUCAGUUGUAUGCUGCUUUGCGAUCUAUUAACAGCAAGGGUUGCAUUAAAUAGCCGCAAUAUAUUUUUUGCACAAAACAUAUUUAAAAAAGCAUUCACUGUGUAAGUUUGUAUUUAUUAUGGAUCCCCAUUAGCUGCUGCCAAGGCAGCAGCUAGUCUUCCUGGGGUCCGGAAGAAUUAAGGCAGUUAUACAUUACAAUACAUUCAUUACAGAAUUCACAACACACUAAGUGUGUGCCCUCAGGCCCAUACUCCACUACCACAUAUCUACAACACAAAAUCCAUGUGUACGUGUGUGUAUAGUGCGUAUGUUAUCGUGUGUGUGUAUGUAUGUGUCUGUGCCUAUGUUUGUGUUGCUUCACAGUCCCCACUGUUCCAUAAGGUGUGUUUUAAUCAGUUUUUUAAAUCUAAUUUUACUGCUUGCAUCAGUUACUUGAUGUGGAAUAGAGUUCUGUGUAGUCAUGGCUCUAUGUAGUACUGUGCGCCUCCCAUAGUCCGUUAUGGACUUGGGGACUGUGAAGAGACCUCUAGUGGCAUGUCUUGUGGGGUAAGCAUGGGUGUCUGAGCUGUGUGCUAGUUGUUUAAACAGACAGCUCGGUGCUUUCAACAUGUCAAUACCCCUCACAAAUACAAGUAGUGAUGAAGUCAAUCUCUCCUCCACUUUGAGCCAGGAGAGAUUGACAUGCAUAUUAUUCAUAUUUGCUCUCUGUGUACAUCCAAGGGCCAGCCUUGCUGCCCUGUUCUGAGCCAAUUGCAAUUUUUUGUGGCACCUGACCACACGACUGAACAGUAGUCCAGGUGCGACAAAACUAGGGCCUGUAGGUCGGACCUACCUUGUUGAUAGUGCUGUUAAGAAGGCAGAGCAGCGCUUUUUAUGGACAGACUUCUCCCCAUCUUAGCUACUGUUGUAUCAAUAUGUUUUGACCAUGACAGUUUACAAUCCAGGGUUACUCCAAGAAGUUUAGUCACCUCAUCGUGCUCAAUUUCCACAUAAUUUUUUACUAGAUUUAGUUGAGGUUUAGGGUUUAGUGAAUGAUUUGUCCCAAAUACAAUGCUUUUAGUUUUUGAAAUAUUUAGGACUAACUUAUUCCUUGCCACCCAUUCUGAAACUAACUGCAGCUCUUUGUUAAGUGUUGCAGUCAUUUCAGUUGCUGUAGUAGCUGACAUGUAUAGUGUUGAGUCAUCCGCAUAUAUAGACACACUGGCUUUACUCAAAGCCAGUGGCAUGUCGUUAGUAAAGAUUGAAAAAAGUAGGGGGCCUAGACAGCUGCCCUGGGGAAUUCCUGAUUAUACCUGGAUUAUGUUGGAGAGGCUUCCAUUAAAGAACACCCUCUGUGUUCUGUUAGACAGUUAACUCUUUAUCCACAAUAUAGCAGAGGGUGUAAAGCCAUAACACAUACGUUUUUCCAGCAGCAGACUACGAUCGAUAAUGUCGAAAGCCGCACUGAAGUCUAACAAAACAGCCCCCACAAUCUUAUUAUCAUUAAUUUCUCUCAGCCAAGCAUCAGUCAUUUGUGUAAGUGCUGUGCUUGUUGAAUGUCCUUCCCUAUAAGCUGAAAAGUUGAUACAUGUAGGCCAUUAAUAUAUAGCUUAUGUGCAGCACUUCGUUCAAUUUAUCCAAUCAGUUAUCGUUUUCUUGCUCAAACCGCGAACGAGCAACACCUGUCAAACUCAGACAUUUCUCUCAAAACACAGGUAUAUCGAUUCGCACAGGACUAGCAUUACCAGAGGACCUUGGUGUUCGCCAAAAAACAGUAGGUUAUUCUGGCUGGAAUUGUUACUCACCUUCCAUGUAAAAAUUACUGACAUGGCAGAAUCGGACGGGACUAAAAUUACAGAUGUGGUGUUUUGUGCUCGUGAACAUAAUUACAUUACCUCCCCCAGUAAAACUAAUCCUGUCCGAAUAGGGCUAAAGUUUGGGUUGGUUGUUUAGGUACCGUAUUGGUCCAUUUGAGGUGGAGAACGCUUUGAUUGAACACCAGGCUGUGGCUGAGUCAGCCGUGGUCAGCAGCCCUGACCCUAUCAGAGGAAAGGUACAGUAUGGAUGGAUCAAUCAAAUCCAUUAAAGGAAUAGGUCAUCCUCACCCAAAAUCAAAGCUUGUCAGAUGAUUUCAGAGCUCAAGUUGUUAAAGUCCAUAGUCAAGCUAAGUCCAUAUUUUAUGCUAUCUUGUUGUUUAGAUCUCUAUAAAUGAACCUAUAUUGGCCUCAAUCCCAAAAUGAUUUGUAGCGAUUGCACUAUAAUUCCAGUGAAUCUUUCCGUCCAUCUUUCCAGGUUGUGAAGGCGUUUGUUGUUCUAACAGCAGAGUACAAAUCUCAAGAUCAAGAUCAACUUAAGAAAGAGUUACAGACGUAUGUGAAGAAAGUUACUGCACCGUACAAGUAUCCACGCAAGGUAAUUGUUAUUAUUUUGUAAAGAUACUUAUCAUUGAAAAAAGGUUGAUCAAUAUCUAUUAGGCAAAAUAAGGUAUUUAGACUUUUCUCCUCUUGACAGAUAGAGUUUGUGGAACAGCUACCAAAGACAGUCAGUGGUAAAAUCAGAAGAGUGAAGCUAAGGAACAAAGAAUGGGGACGAUCCUGAAUCGUUUGAGGAUAAUCUGUUGUACAGUCUUAUUGGAACUGUGAAGAGAAGGUUUAAAACGUUUAUCAAAUCGCACCGUCUUUUCUUACUAGCACCGACUUUUCUUACUAGCACCGUCUUUUCUUACUAGCACCGACUUUUCUUACUAGCACCGACUUUGCUGAUAACUACUUAAUUGAGGAAAAAUGUACUUACUGUGAUAUGUGGUUGUCUCACACUAUCUUAUGAUGAAUGCACAAACUGUAAGUUGCUCUGGAUAAGAGUGACUGGUAAAUUACUAAAAUGUAAAU
Messenger RNA from Coregonus sp. 'balchen', 10318 nucleotides. NCBI's taxonomy places the organism in Eukaryota, Metazoa, Chordata, Actinopteri, Salmoniformes, Salmonidae. The record is from the annotation of a GenBank genome assembly.